AUGGAGGGCGAGAGCCGGAGCCCAUGGGCCCUGGGGCUGCUGCGCACGUUCGACGCGGGCGAGUUCGCGGGCUGGGAGAAGGUCGGCUCGGGCGGCUUCGGGCAGGUGUACAAGGUGCGCCACGUCCACUGGAAGACGUGGCUCGCCAUCAAGUGCUCGCCGAGCCUUCACGUCGACGACAGGGAGCGCAUGGAACUUUUGGAAGAAGCCAAGAAGAUGGAGAUGGCCAAGUUCCGUUACAUCCUGCCCGUGUACGGCAUCUGCCAGGAGCCCGUGGGCCUGGUCAUGGAGUACAUGGAGACGGGCUCCCUGGAGAAGCUGCUGGCCUCCGAGCCGCUGCCCUGGGACCUGCGCUUCCGCAUCAUCCACGAGACGGCUGUGGGCAUGAACUUCCUGCACUGCAUGGCCCCGCCUCUCCUCCACCUGGACCUCAAGCCCGCCAACAUCCUGCUGGACGCCCACUACCACGUCAAGAUCUCCGACUUCGGGCUGGCCAAGUGCAACGGGCUGUCCCACUCGCACGACCUCAGCAUGGACGGCCUUUUCGGCACCAUCGCCUACCUUCCUCCUGAGCGCAUCCGGGAGAAGAGCCGGCUCUUCGACACCAAGCACGACGUGUACAGCUUUGCCAUCGUGAUCUGGGGCGUGCUCACACAGAAGAAACCGUUUGCAGAUGAGAAAAACAUCCUGCACAUCAUGGUGAAAGUGGUGAAGGGCCACCGCCCCGAGCUGCCGCCUGUCUGCAGACCCAGGCCUCGUGCCUGCGAGAGCCUCCUGCGCCUCAUGCAGAGGUGCUGGCACGGGGACCCCCGGGAGCGGCCCAGCUUCCAAGAAAUCACUUCUGAAACCGAGGACCUGUGUGAAAAACCUGAUGAUGAGGUGAAAGAGACGACUCAAGACCCAGAUGUGAGAAACCCACCUGAGGCCGAGGCCGAGGCGCCUGUGGCCACCCCGCUCAAGCGAGCCUCUGCCCCGACCUUUGACAACGACUACAGCCUCUCCGAGCUGCUGUCCCAGCUGGACUCAGGCAUCUCCCAGGCCCUCGAGGGCCCGGAAGAGCUCGGCCGCAGCUCCUCCACGUGCAAACUUCCGUCAGCGGGCAGCGGCAAGAGGCUCUCAGGGGUGUCCUCGGUGGAUUCUGCCUUCUCCUCCAGAGGGUCGUUGUCCUUGUCCUUCGAGCGGGAGCCUUCAGCGGGCGAUCUCGGCGCCAGCGACAUCCAGAAGAAGAAGCUCGUGGAUGCCAUCGUGAAUGGGGACACCAGCAGGUUGAUGAAGAUCCUGCAGCCCCAGGACGUCGACCUGGUCCUGGACGGUGGCGCCAGCCUGCUGCACCUGGCCGUGCAGGCUGGGCAGGAGGACUGCGUCAAGUGGCUGCUGCUUAACAACGCCAACCCCAAUUUCACCAACAGGAAGGGCUCCACCCCUCUCCACGUGGCCGUGGAGAAGAGGGUGCGGGGCGUCGUGGAGCUCCUGCUGGCGCGGAAGAUCAGCGUCAACGCGGCGGACGAGGACCAGUGGACGGCCCUGCACUUCGCGGCCCAGAACGGGGACGAGGGCAGCAUGCGGCUGCUGCUGGAGAAGAACGCCUCCGUGCACGAGGCGGACUGCGAGGGCCGGACGCCCAUGCACGUGGCCUGCCAGCACGGCCAGGAGAGCAUCGUGCGUAUCCUGCUGCGCCGUGGCGUGGACGCGGGCCUGCCGGGGAAGGACGCCUGGGUGCCACUGCACUAUGCCGCCUGGCAGGGCCACCUGCCCAUUGUCAAGCUGCUGGCCAAGCAGCCGGGGGUGAGCGUGGACGCCCAGACGCUGGACGGAAGGACGCCCCUGCACCUGGCCGCCCAGCGCGGGCACUACCGCGUGGCCCGCGUCCUCAUCGACCUGCACUCCGAUGUCAACGUUUGCGGCCUGCUGGCGCAGACGCCCCUGCACGUGGCCGCGGAGACGGGGCACACGAGCACCGCCAGGCUGCUUUUGCACCGGGGCGCCCGCAGGGAGGCCGUGACGGCCGAGGGCUGCACCGCGCUGCACCUGGCCGCCCGCGGCGGGCACCUGGCGACCGUCAGGCUGCUGGUGGAGGAGCGGGCCGACGUGCUGGCCCGGGGGCCCCGCCACCAGACGGCGCUGCACCUGGCCGCCGCGGGCGGGCACUCGGAGGUGGUGGCGGAGCUAGUCAGCGCCGACGUGCGUGACCUGUCUGAUGAGCAGGGCCUCAGCGCGCUGCACCUGGCCGCCCGGGGCCAGCACGCCAAGACAGUGGAGACGCUGCUCAGACACGGGGCCCACGUCAACCUGCAGAGCCUCAAGUUCCAGGGCGGCCCCGGCCCCUCUGCCAUGCUCCUCCGGCGAAGCAAGACUUAG
Mesoplodon densirostris (Blainville's beaked whale) is the source of this 2358-nucleotide messenger RNA. RefSeq names its product receptor interacting serine/threonine kinase 4 (gene RIPK4). Gene Ontology annotation, molecular function: protein kinase activity; ATP binding; protein binding. The transcript is spliced from 8 exons. The record is from RefSeq and is a predicted model, not a curated record. Gene Ontology annotation, biological process: protein phosphorylation. NCBI's taxonomy places the organism in Eukaryota, Metazoa, Chordata, Mammalia, Artiodactyla, Ziphiidae. Bases 1 to 2358 code for a protein of 785 amino acids.